Daldinia childiae is the source of this 348-nucleotide messenger RNA. RefSeq lists its product as uncharacterized. Lineage: Eukaryota; Fungi; Ascomycota; Sordariomycetes; Xylariales; Hypoxylaceae. The record is from RefSeq and is a predicted model, not a curated record. The transcript is spliced from 2 exons. Bases 1 to 348 code for a protein of 115 amino acids.
AUGGAGUGGGCAAAGCAGACGUACAACGAGCAAUAUGAGGUUUGGAUGCCCUGGAUCGAGGACAACUUCCUGAAGUAUUUUACCAAGGAUAACAAAGCUAGCUACGCGACUAAAGAACAACUAGACAAGGCCAAAGUUACCAAUAUCGAGCAGGUAGAUACCCUACAAGAUGGUGUACACGGCGUAGUCGCUGGGCAAGUAGGCCAAGGCGGAUUGCUACAGCCAGUUGGUGAUCUAGUAUCAAAAGAGGGUCUCAAUCGCGCCGAGCGAGGCGGAAAAGACGAGCAGGGCGGAAUCCUACCUUCUUCUAUUCCCGGAAUCCCGGGACUCCCUGGCCUAGCAAAAUAA